AUGGCCUCUGAUCUAUGAAAUACCAGUCUGCACAAAUAAACAUUUGUUUACCUAAUUUUUUGAGAAAAAAGAUAGAGAGCUGCUGAGAAAUGUAAAACUUAAAUAUUUAAAGUUUCUAUAUUCAAAAUACCAGCAUGAUGUGAUAUGUAGGUAGCUGUUAGAUGAACAGUAAAUGGAUGCAAACAAAAAUAACGAUAUAUCGUCAAAAUUAUCAAGGUAUCUCUACCCCAUGCCCCAUUGCGGGACUUCACAUAAUGAUCACCGCUUAUCGUUACCGCCCUUCAAGAAUGUCUGAUCAUAAUAGAAAAGCUAUAACUUUUAAUCUAACCUCAUCUCAGUACAGCGUUAUUAGAUUUUCUAUGGCUCUUAUACUUAUGCAUAUUAUUUAAAGUUAAACGGGAGUUAUUUAACCUAACUUUAGUUAAAUUACAUAUAAAUAUUUUAGGUAAUAAUAAGAAGCGUAAACAAUCAUCAUUCAUCGUACACUUGAAGCCAGUAUCGUACGGGUUGCAGACCAAGAGCUAAGCUAAGUUAGUUUAGCUUAGCUCGCAUAGCUGACGCAGUUUUCCAUACUUGUGUGCAGACCGCAAACUAUGCGAACUAAGCUAUGUGAGCUAACUAAAAUAUGCGAAGCUAAGUUAGUUGUGUAUGCCGAUGCGCAGCUACACGAGCUAAGCUAAGCCCCUCCCGCUACCCCGCACACCAUUUGCACUUCCUUCGCCACACUGACUGAGCUUUGGCUUAGCUGUUGGUGUGCACGCUAUUUAUUUCUAGCUUAGCUUAGCCUAGCUUGCUUGGCAUAGCUUAGUUUAGCCUUGGCAUAGCUUAGUUUUCGGUCUGCAACCGGCUUUGAGCCCUUCAGUUUUUAUCACACUUAUAAAUAGUAUUUUAACAUUCUCGUCUCCGAUAAUGUCCAAUAACAUAAGUGUCAUUUAGAUUUAUUAACCCUUAGAUAAGCCAAGUUUGUUUUUGUUAGUCGUCGCAACUCGCAACCCCGUCUACCCCUAAUUUUUUGUUAGUUAUAAGCUCAUAUUUUAAACUCAGUUGUCACCCAGCUUGAAAAAAAAGUUUUAUUUAAACAUCUCCAUACAAAACUCCACCGAACUUAAUUCGAGGUAAGUAAUUUUAAUUUUAUCAAGUUUAUCGGUAUUUUUGUAAAUGACAGUAUAAUUGAGCUGUAAUUAGUAAUACCAUUAUUGAAGUACAUGCUAUUAAAUGUUCAUAUCGUGAAAGUAAUUGUCAGGUCUAUUAAUGUAAUUGGUUUUGCCUUUGUUCAUUCUAUUUCUAUUGCCCAAACCACACACAACCCACAUUAAAACUGUUCUCAAUUAAUUUAUAAAGAAUGAUACCAAAACAUCGAUUACCUUGCGUUGAAUACAUCAAGAAAUCUUUUGGGAUUUUAAAUCCUUUUCUAAGAAUGUUUUCGUUAAAUUGUGACAGGUUUGAACAAAAAAAGUAUACAGUGUUAUCGAUACUAAGAUUCAUUUUACCGGCUUUUAUUCUUGGGUCCAUUGAUGCUUUGACAUUAUAUUUCAAGAUUUUAUAUACAUAUCACGAUGUGGUGGUCUCAAUUAUGUACACAGAUGCAGUACAAGUAACAUUUGAUUUUUUUCAAUAUAUCGUUGAUUUGUAUAUUGUAUAUAGAUGCGGCAAUUCUUUAGAAGAAUAUUACAAAAUAUACGAGAAAUUGGAUGAGGUACUUGGAGUGAAGUACUGUGGAGUUUUGUACGGAAAGCUGCGAAAGAUUCUUAUACUUUACGGCUUUAUAUGGACGAUCAGCUGUGCAGGCGAUUAUUGGGCUUGGCUCGAUUCAUCCGGUUGGAAAACAGCAUCGGCAUUUUCAAUAUCCUACAUUUUUGUCCUGAUAAAAAUUAUAACUAGCCUAGAUAUGACGGUGCAUCUAAUGCAUAUAUACUUUCGUCUCCGUGCUAUUGGCGACGCAGCAGAAUCUCUUUGUAAAAAACUGGAAUGUUCAUAUCGGGAAAGAGUCGGUAAUGAGUCUGCUAUAAAAAUAAUUUCAGUUGGAACUACAAAUAGUACUGUUGAAGUAGUGAAAUGCUUACGUAAAUGCUACGUCUGGGUAAUUGAACAAGCAGGGUUCGUCAAUCAAGCGUUCGGAACAAGGGUCCUUCUGAACACCCUCAGUAUAUUGAUUGAUAUCAUACGAUUUACAAAUAUUGCUGCCAGGAUAUUGCUUGGAUCACAGCACCUACAUAGAAAUGCGACGGGUAUCUUCCCGGUGGUAUCAACAUUGAUGAGGCUAUUUACUUGCGUGCUUAUCAUCGUCAGCCUUGCUAGACAUUGUGAACUGGUGUACGGGCAACGGGAGAGAAUAAUCAAUAUAAUAGAUCACGCACUUGUCUUCAAUGAACCCAGUGAUGAUGUAAAAUCAGCUUUAAACGAACUCCGUCUCCUCACACAACAUAGACCAGUGGAAUUCUGCAUGUCCAACCUAGUUCGUAUCGACUAUUCACUAUUGGGAUCCAUGACUUCGAUAGUCGUAACUUAUACAAUUAUAUUAUUACAAAAUGUUAAUUAGAACAAAUUAAAAUAUAUGGAAACUGUUUUUUUUCGAAUCGCAAUUA
Molecule: messenger RNA, 2585 nt
Organism: Pieris napi
Lineage: Eukaryota; Metazoa; Arthropoda; Insecta; Lepidoptera; Pieridae
Exons: 4
Coding region: 1343-2539 (398 amino acids)
Biological process (GO): sensory perception of taste
Cellular component (GO): membrane
Source: RefSeq, a predicted model, not a curated record